This is a messenger RNA of Oikopleura dioica, 246 nucleotides long. The record is from the annotation of a GenBank genome assembly. NCBI's taxonomy places the organism in Eukaryota, Metazoa, Chordata, Appendicularia, Copelata, Oikopleuridae.
AUGACAAUCGCGGUAGAACAAGGACUACAUGAACCCGAUGGAGGGUAUGAUGAGAGUGAUGGAAUGUCCACCGAGGCUUUCAAAGAAAAAGUCAGGCUAGCGAUCGAGCAAAUCGAUGAAAUGAAUGCGUAUGUUGGGGAGGAAAUAUCUCACGACUUAGAAAUUGCGAAAAUUGAAGCUGCCCUGAAAGAAGUGCUGGAAGAUGAUGUCCAGCCACUCAUCCUGUCAGUUCUCGCCAAUAUUUAG